Clonostachys solani is the source of this 534-nucleotide messenger RNA. NCBI's taxonomy places the organism in Eukaryota, Fungi, Ascomycota, Sordariomycetes, Hypocreales, Bionectriaceae. The record is from the annotation of a GenBank genome assembly.
AUGAUCGGCAUGGCCCGGCGAUUCGAUGAUUCGUAUAGCGAUGCUAAAGCGAGAAUCGACGAGGGACAAUUAGGCCGAACCUACAUGGUUAAGGCUGCCUCCAACGACCUCUACGACCCAUCUACCGCCGAUAAGUUUAUGAAAUACGCAGCCAAAUCGGGAGGCAUCUUCCUUGACGCUGGCAUCCACGACAUUGACGCUGCUAGAUGGCUGCUGCAGAUUGGCGAUCAGGACAAGGUGAAGAAGGUCUUUGCAAUCGGCACUAUUGUCAAAUUCAAAGACCUUGCCCAAUUCCAGGAUGCAGAUAACGCACUCGCCGUCGUCGAAUUCGAUAACGGCAAAUUCUUCACCUUCCAUACAGGACGUACCGCAGCGCAUGGUCACGAGUGUGUGUGUGAGGUUUUUGGAGAAAAUGGUAGAUUCACCAUUAAUCAGGGAAGUCGAUACUCCAAAAUUACUCCGUUGCUUCCGAAUGGGAUCAUGGUCAUCAAGAGUGGUCCAGAACCCACGCUUGAACCGUUUAGAUAUAGCUGA